AUGUGGAGAAGAAGUUCCUUCUUGUUUACUAAAAGACCCUUUUCUUCAGAACCAGAGAUCCCAAGCCUUUAUUCAUUCCUCCAACCAUCAAUUUUUGCUCUAAAAAGACCCACAAAAUCCCAAGAAUCCUUACAAAAAAUCCAAGAAAAUCCGGCCCCAAAAUCCCUUACCCAAUCCCAGAAGUCCAACUAUGAAACCACCCUCCAAGAAUCCCUGUUUAACCGCAACACAGAUGAGGCAUGGAAGUCAUUCAAGACUCUCACCAAUUGUUCUUCUUUCCCCAGUAAGCCCCUUACCAAUUCUUUAAUCACCCAUUUGUGCUCAUUCUCUGAUACUCAUAAUCUCAAGAGAGCAUAUGCGUCAGUAGUUUUUGUGCUUGAGAAGAGUCCAAAUUUGUUGGAGUAUGAGACUGUGAAGGCCCUUUUGGAUUCUAUGAGGAUUGCCAACACUGGUGCUCCUGCUUUUGCAUUAGUCAACUGCAUGCUAAAGAACAGGUUUUUCAUGCCGUUUGGAAUGUGGGGUAAUGUUUUAGUUGACAUUUGUCGAAAAAAUAGUAGAUUUAUUGGUUUUCUGGACGUUUUUAAUGAGUGUUGUAGGAUAGCCGUGGAUGAGAAGUUGGAUUUUAUGAAGCCUGAUUUGGUUUUGUGUAAUGCUGCAUUGGAGUGUUGUUGUCAUGAGCUUGAAUCAGUUAGUGAUGCUGAAAAGGUUAUUGACACAAUGUCUGUUUUGGGCACUAGGCCUGAUGAAUUUAGUUUUGGGUUACUUGCUUAUUUGUAUGCCACUAAGGGGCUUGAGGAGAAGAUACUCGAGUUAAAAGGAUUAAUCAGUAGGUUUGGUUUUUCUGAUAAAAGGGUUUUUCUUCAGAAUCUGAUUAGCGGGUAUCUGAAAUCUGGUAAUUUGGAAUCUGUUUCGGUUACAAUUCUGAGUGCUUUGAAAGAGGGAGAAGCACAAGAUUUGAAGUUUAGUGAAGAAACAUAUAAUGAGGUGGUCAAAGUAUUUCUCAAAAAUGGGAGCAUCAAGGAUUUGGCAAAUUUGAUUAUUGAGGCCCAAAAGUUAGAAUCUUCAUCCAUUUCAGUAGAAAGAUCAAUAGGAUACGCUAUUAUUGAUGCUUGUGUUAGUCUCGGAUUAUUGGACAAGGCACAUAACGUGCUUGAUGAAAUGAAUGCUCAAGGGGCUUCUGUUGGAAUUGGGGUCUAUGCGUCCAUCUUGAAAGCUUACGGCAAAGAACAAAGAACAGCUGAAGCUUCUCAAUUGGUUACGGAAAUUACUAGUUUGGGGCUUCAGUUGGAUGUUGGUAGCUAUGAAGCUCUUAUAGAAGCAUCCAUGUCAUGCCAAGAUUUUCAGUCAGCAUUUUCUCUGUUUAGAGACAUGAGAGAAUCAAGAAUACGUGACUUGAAAGGCAGUUAUCUGACGAUAAUGACAGGUUUAACAGAAAACCAUCGACCUGAGCUCAUGGCAGCAUUCUUGGACGAGGUUGUUGAGGACCCCCGAGCUGAGGUGGGUACCCAUGAUUGGAAUUCGAUUAUUCAUGCCUUCUGUAAGGCUGGGCGGUUGGAAGAUGCAAGAAGGACUUUCAGGAGGAUGAUUUUCCUGCAGUUUGAACCGAAUGAGCAGACAUAUCUAUCCCUCAUUAAUGGAUAUGUGGCUGCAGCGAAAUACUUCAGCGUGUUGAUGCUGUGGAACGAGGUGAAGAGGAAGGUUUCAAUUGAAGGAGAGAAGAGAUUCGAAUUGGAUACUAGCUUGGUUGAUGCUUUCCUCUAUGCUUUGGUUAAGGGUGGGUUCUUUGAUGCUGUCAUGCAAGUUGUCGAGAAAUCUCAAGAGAUGAAAAUAUUUGUUGAUAAGUGGAGGUACAAACAAGCAUUCAUGGAGACACAUAAGAAGCUGAAAGUGUCAAAGUUGAGGAAGAGAAACUUUAGGAAAAUGGAAGCAUUGGUUGCCUUUAAAAACUGGGCUGGUUUGACUGGUUGA
Messenger RNA from Fraxinus pennsylvanica, 1968 nucleotides. The record is from the annotation of a GenBank genome assembly. Lineage: Eukaryota; Viridiplantae; Streptophyta; Magnoliopsida; Lamiales; Oleaceae.